Messenger RNA from Penicillium paradoxum, 1827 nucleotides. RefSeq lists its product as uncharacterized. The record is from RefSeq and is a predicted model, not a curated record. Gene Ontology annotation, molecular function: FAD binding. The transcript is spliced from 6 exons. NCBI's taxonomy places the organism in Eukaryota, Fungi, Ascomycota, Eurotiomycetes, Eurotiales, Aspergillaceae. Bases 1 to 1827 code for a protein of 608 amino acids.
AUGGCGCCGUCUCGAGACUUCGCAUCCCAUGAAACCGGGGGCUCUAGUAGCCUGCCGAGUUCUGUGCCAGUGCUUAUCGUCGGCGGAGGUCCAACUGGAUUAUUGCAGGCGCUUCUCUUGUCCCGGCUUGGAGUUCAAUCAUUGAUCAUUGAGCGUUACCCCGAACGCUUGGCAGCUCCCAAAGCUCAUGCGAUUAACCCCCGAUCUCUGGAAAUUUUGCGUCAAUUUGGUCUAGGCGAGAAACGUGUGCGUCAGCUAGGCACUUCGCGAGAUGAUAGCUCCAAGGUCAAUUUUCUCACUAAUCUUUGCGGUGACACCAUCGGGACACUCCCGUAUGAGCGCAUGGAUCCCGCAGUCCUGGAUGACACGCCAGAGAUGAUCCAUAAUAUCCCUCAACCGGCCUUGGAACAAGAACUAUCCAAUUUCAUUGCAAAGGAUCCCAACGUCACCUUGAUAAAGGGAUUCAGUAUCCAUGCUGUUGAACAGACUGAAAAUGAAGUGCUAGCGACAAUCGAGGAACGGUCAACUGGGCAAUUGCAUCAAACAAAGUCGCGCCAUCUUAUUGCUUGCGAUGGCCGUAGAAGCAAGGUUCGCGAACUGCUCGGUAUCGACUCUGAGAGCGAAGAUACAGACCAGACCAUGAUGACAAUUCAUUUUAAUGCGAAUCUGCGACCCGUCGUUGGCGACCGUGUCGGCAUGCUCUAUUGGAUAAUGGACCCCGUAGCUGCGGGCUUCAUUAUCGGUUAUGAUCUGGAUGGAAACCAAGUACACAUUAGCCAGGUAGAUGUCAGCCAGCACCCAGUGGAGUCGUGGACGGAAGAAAUGUGCAGAGCCAAAAUCCGCGGUGCCAUUGGUAAAGAUGAUGUUCCGUUUGACAUCUUGAGCUAUCGGCCCUGGGUCUUUCGGCGUCAGAUCGCUCUCACGUACCAGGAGGGGAAUAUUUUCCUGGCUGGAGAUGCUGCUCACUCGUUUCCCCCGACUGGUGGACUAGGCCUGAACUGUGGUCUUGCAGAUGUACACAACCUGGCAUAUAAGAUUGCUUUGGUCCAUCGAGGCGUGGCAAGUCCAUCUAUCCUCUCGACAUACACUGCGGAACGACGUGGUGUUGCGGAUUCCUAUUCGAAGCAAAGUGUGAAAAAUGGCAAGGAAAUAUUUGCACUAUUGCGAAGUCUCAAGACCGCCGGUGUUGAGGACGUUCUGCAGGCGCGAGAAAAUAUGAUGGCUGCGUUGGCAGAUCCCACGCAACGCAAGGAAAUUGAGGCAGGCAUUGAAGGACAGAGAGAACAUUUUGAUAAUCUGGAACUUCACAUCGGAUAUGUUUAUGGGGCUAGCAAGCCCCCAUCUCAUGCUUCAUAUUAUCAUCCGAAGUUCGUGCCCGGCGCACGCUUGCCUCAUGCUUGGAUCACUUUACCUGAUCAGCCCUCGCUAGCAACAGAGAUAGCCAGACCUCGAUCGCUGCCUAAAGAGCCAGUCGAUGUAUCCUAUGUCAAAGAGCUCAGCAACGAUCAGAUCCAAGCGUGUCAGUGGAGUACAUUGGACCUCUGUGGCCCCGACUCCUGGACAUUGAUUCUGGGACAGGAACAACAAAAUUCCCAUAUUGCUCCAUUGCAAAAGCACUGUGACACGAUUGGUGUGUCACUUAAUAUCUGGCGCCUCGGUAUAGAUUUUACACUAGUCAGGCAAACCUGGUUUGCUGACGCGUUGGCCAGCGGUGGAGGGAUUCUGAUUCGCCCUGACCAACACAUUCUGACAAGAAUUACACCCGACAUAACUGGUGGAGAUAUAGUCGCACAGGUAAACAAGCAUCUUGGAAUCUCAACGGACUAG